Myotis myotis is the source of this 3562-nucleotide messenger RNA. Its product is annotated as mucin-3B-like. Bases 129 to 2390 code for a protein of 753 amino acids. The transcript is spliced from 11 exons. The record is from RefSeq and is a predicted model, not a curated record. NCBI's taxonomy places the organism in Eukaryota, Metazoa, Chordata, Mammalia, Chiroptera, Vespertilionidae.
CUAGUGCCGUCACCACGGCCACAACGGAAACGCCCACUUCUGCUGCCACUUCAACCCCGUCCACUUCCAUCACAACAACUUCCCUCUCUCCCUCCACUGAGACAACGUCCACGACGUCUACCACCGACAUGGAAACAACAUCCACCUCGACUGCCACUCAUAGUACUCCAGGCAUCACUACAUCAGAGAGCUCCUCCACAGGCAGCACACCCACAUCCACAGCAACCCCACCUGCCUCUACCUCUGGCACCUGGCGGACAUCCACAACUGAAGUCAGUACUUCUACCAGCAUUUCCCCUUACACAAUCACUUCUACUGAAAUUGUUGGCUCUACUUCAGGAACAUCAGGAACUGUGUCCACAAACAUGGGAACAAAUUCCACUCUGACGACACUGCAUACUUCAAGUGUUGCUAGCAUAUCAUCUUCUAUAUUGAGUACAUCUACAAAUGCAAUAACCACUGCCUUUAGUACCAUAAUCUCAUCUUCAGUUCCCAUUAUAACAAUGUCCCCUUCUCCUUCUUACACCAGUGAAAAUUCUGUGCCCGUUACUACUACUAACCUUUCUCCUAUCCCCUCACAUUCCUUCAGUACAGGAAACAAAGGUUCUUCUUCUGUCCCUGCUUUUCCUACUUCUUCACCUUUAACUACAAGAACUUCUCCAUCCAUGCCCUCUACUAUAACCUCUUCUACUAAAAUAACCACCACUUUUACUAUUUCCUCCACUACCCCUUGUCCAGAAUUUAUAUCAGUUACAAUAGUGCCUACUUCUCCCACCACUCCAUGCAUAGAAAUUGAUUCUAGUGGUAAAGUUACUUCUACACCCACCAUUCCAUUAUCAGUGUUUACUUCUACUACUGAGUUUGCCACCACCCCUCCUAGUUUCACUAGUAUGACAACUGUAUUUCCUACACAUAUGGACACUUCUACUUCAGUUCAGGAAACUGACCCCACCAGCAUUAUAACUGCUGCUGCUAGUUCUACCAGCCCUGGGACUGUCCCCAUUAACACAAUUUUGACGAGCACACAAAGACCCACUAGCGAGACCUGGAUGAGCACCACGUCACCUGUGUCCAAUUUCAGUAGCUUCCCACCAACCAUGAAACCAAGCAGCAGCUUUCCAACUGCCAUGAUGACGUCAAGCAAGUUGACAGACCCCACCCUAACCACCAACAGGACUCUAGAGACAUCGGUGGCCACCACUCAGAAUCCCACCACUUAUACGUCACCCAGGACAACUUCAACCUCUACUCAGAUGACCACACAGUCUAAAUUGACCACCACUGCAGGCACUUGUGACAAUGGUGGCACCUGGAUACAGGGCCACUGCCUCUGCCCCCCGGGGUUCUCUGGGGACCGCUGUGAGCUCAAGGAGAUCAAGUGCCAGAAUGGAGGUCAAUGGGAUGGCGUCAAGUGCCGCUGCCCCAGUGCCUUCUAUGGCAUCCGCUGUGAGUUUGCCGUGGAACAGGUGGAAGUGGAGACAGUGGACACUGAAGUGGGCAUGGAGGUGUCUGUCCAAAAGGAAUUCUCCCCGGAACUCAAUGAUAACACUUCCAAGGCCUACAUGGAUUUCAGCAACACCUUCAAGCAUCAGAUGCAGAAGGUUUACCAAAACGUGCAGGGGUUCAAGGAUGUGGAGAUCCUGUCCCUGAGGAAUGGCAGCAUCGUGGUGGACUAUCUGGUUCUGCUGGAGUUGCCCUUCAGUGUCCAGCUGGAGAACGAGUAUGAGAAGGUGAAGACAGUCCUGAUGGAGGAACUCCAGAAUGUCACCCAGGAUCAGGACAACUGCCAGAACGACACCCUGUGUUUUAAGCCUGACUCCAUCAAGGUGAACAACAACACCAGGACGGAGCUAACUGUGGAAGCCAUCUGCCGCCGAGCCGCUGCCCAGGGGUAUGAGGACUUUUACUUCCCCUUGGUGGAGGAGAACAGGCUCCGCUGCGUCACCAACUGCACCUCAGGCGUAUCCGGCGCCAUGGACUGUAACCAGGGCCAGUGCCUCCUGGAGAGGAGCGGGCCCACGUGCCGCUGCUUCUCCACGGACACGCACUGGUUCUCGGGCCCACGCUGCGAGGUGUCUGUUGCCUGGAAGGCACUGGUUGGGGGCCUAGCGGGGGCCGCGGCGGUGCUGCUGCUGCUGGGGGCCCUCGGCGUCUUCGUGGUGCGCUACCGGAAGAGGCGCGGCCAAGACAGAGUCUGGUCCAGGGACGAUGAGGACGACAGGAAAUGGUUCGAGAUGUGUGAUGACAACACUGUGGGAACUUUUAUAAACUUGGGCUUUGAAGACGACAGAGCAGUCAAGGAGGAAAACUUCCACGUGGCCUUGGAGACUGUGGACACCAGUAAGCAGGUACACAUCCAGAGACCUGAGGUGGCCUUGUCCCGGCUGUGAGCUCUGCAUUACCCCCUCCGCACUGCCCCAGGCAGCAAGAAGGAACCACCCGCACCGCGUCCAGUUCCAGAGAUGGCCCAGGUCUCAUGCUGCUCCGUGUCCUGGUUUCCUUGGGCAAAAUCUGACCAUCCUCUGACCUCCAUCCUUCUCCCACUUUGGGUGAAACCCAUCUGGAGACCCAGUUCGGAUCCAGGCUCUUCUUCUGUCGGACCUUGGGGAAAUCUGUUAACUUCUCCAUACAUGUAAAAUUCGUAUAGCACACUUGUUCUGAUACCGGUACAGUUAUUGUGAAAACCAGAAGUGCUCAGUCGGUUUUCUAUCCCAAUACCCCUUCCUGUGUCAGCCCUCAUGCUUAGAUGGCUUCUCUCAGAUCCGCAGUCCCCGCAUCCUUGGGUCUCAGGCCUUAGUCUUUAUUUUCCUGUGAGCAUUCCAUUCUGCCUAUUCCUCACCUUUACCUUAGCCAGCCCCCAAACCACCCCAGCCUCCUUCCCUCCUUAGAGAAUUCCCUGCCAUAGCCCUUACUCCCGUUCUUUUACUUUGUCUUCCCGACUGAAACCACUUCUUAAACCACUUCUCCCCACAUCCCAGCCCACAGCCCUGAUCUCCUCCUGAUCUGUAUUCUCUCCCUCCCCAUCCUUGUACCCUCAGCCCUAAGCCCUUACUCUCCACCUCAGUGCCCCAGUCCUAAAUCUUCCUUUCUCCCCCAACGCCCCUGUCCCUAGUUAGGUACAGAUGCCCUCGUCAUCUUAGAACCCCCCAGCUGUGUUCCCCAGGCUCUCGUCCCCCAUUCUGAGGCUCCAUCCCUUCCUCUCCUUUCUAAGGGCCCUGGAUACUUGUGGGGGGUGGGGUGGGGGGAGGGUUGGGACAUGGGUUCCCCCAGGUCGUCAAGGCUGAAGGGAAGUGGUGGAGAAGCUCCCUCAGUCCCCUCCUCCUCAUUCCCCUCAUUCUCCAUCCCCUCCUCACUGCCUCACCCGCCUUCUACCCUCUUCCCAGCUCCUCCUCCUCCUCACUCUGUUCCUGCUUCCACCCCUGUCUCUGCAGUAACCUCUGAGGCCAGAAGCCCAGCCUCCUAGGCAGGGAGGUCUCUUUUGGGGACAGGAAGCCUGCAAGUCUCCAAUUCUCCCUUGGAACACAAUAUAACAUUUAUUGCAAAAGAAGCUGCUCUGUGUCUC